CUCAAAUAGCCAGGGUCUUUCUACUUCACUUAAGUUCAAUUUAAUAUCAAAUUGACGUGUUGCUUAUCAGGUUGUACUCAAACAUUAACAAAGCUGAGUUCUUCAGUCUGCUUACAGCUGGUGCUGCAACAUGAUGUUCAGAGUGUUGUGUACCCUCAUUCUCUCUAUGUUUGCAUAUGGGAAAUGUGAAAAGGAUAAUCAUAUCUACCAGCAGCCUUUGGUAGUUGCUGAACUUGGAAGCAGUGUGAAUAUAUCCUGCUUAUAUUCCAUUUCAGACUUGAUACAUACUGUUUUAUGGUAUAAACAGCCUGUUGGCAAGAAACCACUUCUUAUUGCAUAUUUAGAAUAUCGCUCAAGACACCUAACAUAUCAAAAUGGCUUUGACAAGGUCAAUCGAUAUUUUAUCAAAAUUGGAACUGCCUCUCUUAAUUUGAGCAUUAUAAACUUGGAGGAAUAUGAUUUAACCACCUACUACUGUGCUGUGGGUUUUAUGAACAUUAUUCAGUUUGGAGAGGGGACGGUUUUGCUCCAUGAUGCAGAUUUUGCCAGCAGCACCACUGUUCACGAGAAGCCUGUAUUGGAUGUUAAAGUGUAUCCAGGAGACUCAGUGUCUUUGCAGUGUUCGGUGACAGUCAUCACAGAGAUCUGUGCAGGAGAAUACAGUGUCUACUGGUUCAGACAUGGAUGGGGAUAUUUUCAUCCAAGAAUCAUUUACACCCACAGAAACAUGACUGAUCAUUGUAUGAAGAGAUCAGAGAACGGCUCUCUUAAUCGCAACUGUGUCUAUACUCCUAAGAGGGAAAUCAAUGCAAGUGAUGGAGGGAUUUAUUACUGUGCUGUUGCCGCAUGUGGGAAGAUACACUAUGGGAAUGGAACUAAAUUGACUAUUGAAGUGAGACUGAUACAAUAUUAUCACAAAAAAGCCAAAGGAACCAAGAAUCAACCCAUUCAACAAAGGAAUCAGACUGAUGACACAGAUGCCUUGAAUUAUGCAGCCGUAAGUUUUCCCAAAAGGCCUACCACCUCAAAAUGUCCUCUGGUUAAAACCAGCCAAGAAGACACCGUUUAUUCACAGAUGACUAGUUCAGAUAAUUACUAGUUCUUAGAAAUAAAUGUUAUGUUAUGAUUAUGAUGAUGAUUAUUAUUAUUAUCAAGCAUUGUUUUUGUUGAUGAUAUCUUCAUAGUUUAAUGUUCU
This is a messenger RNA of Xyrauchen texanus (razorback sucker), 1195 nucleotides long. RefSeq names its product novel immune-type receptor 3a (gene nitr3a). Gene Ontology annotation, biological process: response to bacterium. NCBI's taxonomy places the organism in Eukaryota, Metazoa, Chordata, Actinopteri, Cypriniformes, Catostomidae. The record is from RefSeq and is a predicted model, not a curated record.